Messenger RNA from Venustampulla echinocandica, 1107 nucleotides. RefSeq lists its product as uncharacterized. Bases 1 to 1107 code for a protein of 368 amino acids. Gene Ontology annotation, molecular function: methyltransferase activity. The record is from RefSeq and is a predicted model, not a curated record. The transcript has 3 exons. NCBI's taxonomy places the organism in Eukaryota, Fungi, Ascomycota, Leotiomycetes, Helotiales, Pleuroascaceae.
AUGGUAGAAGGACCUCACGCCCCGGUGGCGCCAGCUGCAGACUCGGCGACACAACAGCCGCAGACCGAGUCGCCAACAGAGCGACAGGUAGAGCGGCAAAUAGAGCAUCAGACACAGGCGCAGAUUGUCGCCCUCCAGGCCGCGACAACAAUAGAGCCAGGCACUGACGAGUCCGACGAUGGGUACGGGACCGACUAUGAUUCGCGGGCAUCGACAUCGAUAUCCUCGAGCGUGCGAGACUAUGCAUUCGAGCAUGGUCGACGAUACCACCAGUACCGUGCUGGGCAAUAUCAAUUCCCCAAUGACGAGCCAGAGCAGGAGCGCGAGGACAUGAAGCAUUCGAUGGUGGUUCACCUCUGCGGAGGGAAACUUCACUAUGCGCCGCUUAAAAAUCCUCAACAGAUAAUUGACCUUGGGACGGGCACUGGCAUAUGGGCAAUUGACAUGGGCGAUGAAUACCCCAGCGCCCAAGUGCUUGGGACCGACUUGUCCCCUAUACAACCCUCGUUCUUACCACCCAAUGUCAGAUUCAUGGUAGAUGAUGCAGAGAGCCCGUGGUUUAGCGCGCCAGAUUCUCUUGACUUUGUCCACGCGCGCAACAUGUGCGCAGCAAUCAAAGACUGGCCUCAGCUUCUCUCGCAGGCGUAUACAUGUUUGAAACCUGGUGGCUGGGUUGAAAUUCAAGACCCACACUAUCAGGCCAGAUGCGAUGAUGGCACUAUGAAUGAGGACUACCCGGUAGCAAAAUUCUUCAAUACCGUGAAAGAAGGGCUUGCGGUUUUUGGGGUAGAUCUACUAGGGGCCAAGAAAAACGCCGACCUCCUGCGAGAUGCUGGAUUCACCAAUGUCGAAGAGAAGGUGUUUAAGAUACCUAUAGGUGUGUGGCCCAGAAACAAGACGAUGAAGCUUAUCGGGCUUUACAUGCGGUCAGUGAUCUAUGACGGUCUCCAGGCUAUUAGUCUCGGUCCUUUCACAAGAGGGCUUCAUUGGACACCUGAAGAAAUCGAGGUGUUCUUGAUCAGCGUGAGGAAGGCACUUAUGAACCAGGCUACCCAUUCUUAUGUUACUUUUCACGUCGUAUACGGCCAGAAACCUGGGGAGAGCUAG